CUGUUUGUUUUGAUUGACUUAAUGUGGAUGUUGGUGAUUUGUAAGAAAAUGAGUUAAAAAGUUAAAUGAAUAACUUAAAACUAUGUAUCAAACACCCAAACGGAAUAAAUUGGGAUCCAAGGAUGAUAGUGGUAUAAAAUUGACACCAGACAAUCGUGUACUUAAAUCACAAUCAUCGAAUUCAGCAGACAAAGGAAGUACUUCUGGAGAAUCAAGACGAGGAAGACCCAACGCUGAUUUAUUAAGUACUCUCAUUUUAGAGGGCUCUACGUCUCCAAGUUCUAUUAAGUGUAAAUACUGUGGAAGAGUUUUUCCUAGAGAAAAGUCGCUACAGGCCCAUUUAAGAACUCAUACAGGUGAAAAACCAUAUAUAUGUGAUUAUCCCCGAUGUACCCGUAAAUUUGCACAGUCUGGUCAACUUAAAACCCACCAAAGGUUGCAUACAGGGGAAAAACCUUUUGUUUGUGCAGCCCCAAACUGUACUAGGAGUUUCACACAUGCCAAUCGACAUUGCCCAGAUCAUCCUGAAUAUACUCUUAAGAGAUUUAAUGCCAAACAUGAACCUAACCUGAAUAAGAAGUAUGAUGAUGCUCAUAACGCCGAAGUCAAGGAAUGGCUUAACAAUUGGGACAGAAGAAAUAAAUCGUCCAGUUCCAAUGAGAAUUUAGAUACAACUCCAAAAAAAUCCAUAUUCAAAUUAAACGACUCAGUCUACAGUAGCGCAAGUUCAUCUUAUUUCUCACAUUGCUCAAAAUCCAGUCUAUUAGAUGAUAUAGAAAACUCACCAAAGUCUGACCUCGAAUAUGACAUAUCAAAUUUUAACUCUAGUAAUUCAGAUUUCGACAUGCAGGAGGCAUCACCUAAAAGUACUCCUUCAGAAUUACCAAAAAAACGAUGGUUAAGGGAAGCAGUUCAAAAUCAAACUCGCUGGGAAUCUACCAAUGAUUUAGCUUCACCUAUAAAUUGGGGAGAUGAACCUUGCACAGAAACUGAAAAGAAAGAGCAAUGUGAAAAACAGAAUCGUCCUUCUGUCCUUGUAUGUGUCCAAGGUGGAAAAAGUAAGGAGAUUUCAAGUGAAGAAAUUCAAGGAGCAAUGGCCCUAGUAGAGCUAAAGAACAGCAUUAAUUAUAGGGUUUAAUAUAAAAUAUUUUUUCAGGCUAAAGUGAUAUUUAACGAGAUAUAUUAUAGGUUACUUUCAGGGUGACAUGUCUUUAAAAAACUACCAUUUUAAUUUUUGCAUGCAUUUGUUUAGAGAAAAUUUUAUUGUUUAAAAUUAUUUGCCUAAACAAUCUCACUGUGAUUUGUAGUAAAAAUAAACAAACAAAAGUGAAACAUUCAUUCCUCAGUGUAAAUACCGAUUUAACUAUACAAUGACACGCCAAAAAUAAAACUAUAUACUUAUUUGAAUGAUUCCACGAAGUAAUAUUGUAGUACUUCACUAAUUUACUUAGGUUAGUUGAAAAAGUAUUUGCUUCGUUAAAUAAAGUUAGUUAGUUCCAUGGUAAAAUUGAAAACAAGAGAAGUACUUGUAAGACAAUCCUCAUACUGGCAGUAAGCCGAGGCGACCCGAGCGCCGAUCAUGUUCACUCCAAUUCUGACAAGACGCAAACUACACUAAAAUGACACUAGCAAUGCUGAAAUUACUGUGUACACUCUAUCUUAUUUUUUACGCGUUUUGACAGCCUCGCCUCUAGAUUGAACACUCCUAGCGCGAGGCAAAAGGACCUCAAUUGAUGAGUGAACUGUCGUACUUAGGUUAACUCGACGAGAAUCUACUGCGGCACUGAAACUUAUUGCUAACAAUGAUAUUUUUUUGAAGGCAUGUUUAUUUAUAAUUGUAUGAAAUCACUUAGUGAUGACUUGGACAUCUUUUUGCAAGUAUUAUUGAUAAUUAGCAUGAGACUAAUUUUAUAUAUUUAUACUCAUAACUUACUUUAUAUAUGGUUGAAGCUGCGGUUUUUAGUAAUAGUAAGAGUUUGCUCCAUUAAAAGUUUUGUUACGGUAUCGAUCUCAUACUUUCGAUUAAUAAUUUGAGAAGCUGAAGACUCAAAACAUAAAUAGUAAUUCGAUUUAAAUAUGAAUUACAACUAAAUUUCAGUAAAGUUAAAGCAAGAGAUAUUUAGAGAUUAGUUGAAAUUUAAUGAAUAAGCACUUCAUUGCUGACAUAUUAGUCUUUUCUGGAGCAUUAGCAAGCUGUACUAAAUAUACUAUGUACAAGUAAGAAACAACAUUAAAUUUGGGGUUUAUUAGGAGAGACAAGAAAUAUGAACUUUACUUGUCCAAGAAAAUCUCUGGUAAAAAAUAAUAUAUUGGUGGUGAAACCCAAGAGUAGUUAUAAUGCACUUGUAAACAACAUUUUUUUAAUGCAGACACAUUUAAUAUUGAAAUAAUGAUGUCUGUUACCAGCCUUUGAAUUUGAGGGAGUACUUGAAAUGAAAAAUAUAAACCAAUGUAUAUAUGAAAAUAUGAUAGAUUCAGUGUAAUCUGUUUGUUUAGAUAAUGGCAUUGAGACAUGAAAUCGGUACUUGUAACUAAAUUUUGUUGAACAGCUAUUUGCAUAAUUUGACAUCUGACAUAAAUUUUUUUAUAUAUAAAUUCUAGCGUUUUUCAGGAAAUAAUUUUAGUAACUGUAUUAAUAUAGCUAAAUUUCUUUUAAAAGUAAUGUCGUGUGUCACUAUUCAUGCUUGUCUAGUUGCCUCAAUUAUAAAAUGAUACAAUUUAAAUAAUACAUCUGUGUAUUCGAGGUAAAUUACUUACCAGUACAGCAAACAUCUUAGGUUAUUUUAAUUUGGCCCAUGUAUUAACUGCCUUUGUAGUAAUGCAUAUAUAUAUAUAUAUAUAUAUAUA
Molecule: messenger RNA, 2847 nt
Organism: Diorhabda carinulata
Lineage: Eukaryota; Metazoa; Arthropoda; Insecta; Coleoptera; Chrysomelidae
Product: zinc finger protein 76-like
Exons: 3
Coding region: 83-1138 (351 amino acids)
Cellular component (GO): nucleus
Source: RefSeq, a predicted model, not a curated record